UUUGCCCUCUAGCACCAAUAGAUCUGAAAAUCUGAGCAGAGUUAAAAAAUCGGCUAAUUUUCCAGAUGACUUUGCAGUUACAAUGAAAACAAGCUGUAUAACAAAGGAUUGGUAUACCUGGCCAGCGUGUUAUAUACCUUAUAUAUUCCUAAUAGUUAUGACUUUACAUCUAGUUCUUCUUUUCUAUAUACUCUUCAAACUUAGACAAAGGGUUCGGGUUAAAUUGCUGCAAGAUCUGAAUGAGAAUCCUAAAUAUGAAAAAAUACAACAAGAAGUUGAACAGCAUAUGGAUCAUCAUAUGUCAAGAUUGAAUUCUUUGAGUGGAAUGAUUGAGUAUGAAAAACUAAGAUCAGAAUACGACCCUGACUGGCCUUGCGAGCAAAAAGAAACUAUUCCAGAAGAGAAGAUAGCUGACAUCUAUGAAAGUAUUCUGAAAACAGUAAAUCCAAAAACUGAACUAGAUAAAGAAUACCAAUUCAGAGCUAUGAGAUCUAAGCUUAAAGCUUCUCUUAUACUUCAUCCUUAUGAUUUAAGAGGAAGCCGAAGAUGCAAAAUUGCAGAAACAAUUCUGAACUCUGUAAAGAACAACAUGAUAAACAAAACAGAUUUAGAGAAGCGGAAGAGGGGAUGUAUCCCGGCUGUUAGCAGAAAAAUGAGACAUCCGUUUUGGCUGUACACAAAAGUUCUUCUAUAUGUGUUUAUUGUGAGCAUUGGAUUGUGGUUUUAUGACGUAUAUACAGAUGCCUGGGUGUUGAAGAUCUGGUUGGAGCUGAUGUGUCAACUAGAUGUUAACGCUCGGUUCUGUCCUCGUUUUAUCAGGAGAUGGUUAUUCAACGACACAAACUAUGCUAUGGGUCAAUUACAAAAUAGCCCUACAGAAUCCUACCAACAUGAAAGCCAUGAGAAUAUGACUAUAGACGAGAAGAAAGCAGAUUAUCUUGUUUCCAUCCUUGGACUACAUAAUAUCAACUACAUAACCUUCUUCACAGUUUCUCUAAUUAUUUCAAUUAUUAGGUAAAAGCAUA
Eurytemora carolleeae is the source of this 1025-nucleotide messenger RNA. RefSeq lists its product as uncharacterized. The transcript is spliced from 12 exons. The record is from RefSeq and is a predicted model, not a curated record. Bases 83 to 1018 code for a protein of 311 amino acids. Lineage: Eukaryota; Metazoa; Arthropoda; Copepoda; Calanoida; Temoridae.